Messenger RNA from Solenopsis invicta (red fire ant), 501 nucleotides. RefSeq names its product F-box protein At3g58530. The transcript has 2 exons. Gene Ontology annotation, cellular component: SCF ubiquitin ligase complex. The coding region runs from base 1 to 501 and encodes 166 amino acids. Lineage: Eukaryota; Metazoa; Arthropoda; Insecta; Hymenoptera; Formicidae. The record is from RefSeq and is a predicted model, not a curated record. Gene Ontology annotation, biological process: SCF-dependent proteasomal ubiquitin-dependent protein catabolic process.
AUGCGUGACUUGAACAUAGCAGGCGUACUAAUAGGUACGCCUACAGUGGAUGUAGUUGCAAUAGAGUUGAAAAAUUCAUGUCCAAAUUUGGAAAGCAUAAAUUUCGAAGGAGAAAACUCUAUUACGUGGCAAGGUAUUGAUGCUCUUGCUGAGUGUAAAAAUUUACAGGAAUUGAAUAUUGGAGGGUGUGUAAGCUACAAUUGGAGUAGUGAUAGUUUCCAUAGAUUGUUAUCUUCUUGUCAACACUUGGAAAAUAUCAACUUAGGAAAUUUUCAGGGAAUCACCGAUCGUGAUUUGACAACACUGAUGCUGUGCAAAAACUUAAAAUACUUAGAUUUGUCAAACAUACUUGUACCAUCUGACAUAUGUUCCGAGAUUUUAUUGAAGUGUUCGAAACUGGAAAAGAUUGAUCUUUACUGUACUGGUAUUAAGAAAAGUUUGAUUGAUCAAUGGAACGAAGAAUAUCAGCAUAUAUUAAUUAUCCAUGAUAAUGUAGUUUAA